Messenger RNA from Morus notabilis, 471 nucleotides. RefSeq lists its product as uncharacterized. NCBI's taxonomy places the organism in Eukaryota, Viridiplantae, Streptophyta, Magnoliopsida, Rosales, Moraceae. The transcript has a single exon. The coding region runs from base 1 to 471 and encodes 156 amino acids. The record is from RefSeq and is a predicted model, not a curated record.
AUGGAGAGAGCCGAACGCAGUCUUACGUCAACAUUCCUCUCAUUUUUCCUCCUCUUCCUCUUCCUCCUCCUCGUGCCGAAGAGCGAGGGGAUCCUCAACGGGCCGGCAUCAGGGGUAACUCCCCGACCGGUCUGCGCGUCCCAAUACGCGCUGGCGAACUACGCCUGCUCACUGAUACCCUACAGCCCGUUACCGCCCCCGGCGCCCUCCACGCCCUCCUUGGAUGCGCACCACCACCGCGGGAGGCGUGGGCACGGGCACGGGCAUCACCGCCACCAUCACCGCCACCAGGGCACGCAGGAGGAGGACGACUGCUGCCGGUGGCUGUAUGAGAUAGACACCGACUGCGUUUGCGAAAUGUUGGUCCACUUGCCGGACUUCCUCUCUAGGCCUGUCCAUGAGUACUCCCUCAUUGUCGGCGAUACCUGCAAUGUCACUUACAGCUGCGGAGGAAGGGUCAUACGGAAAUAA